Messenger RNA from Homalodisca vitripennis (glassy-winged sharpshooter), 875 nucleotides. RefSeq lists its product as uncharacterized. The transcript has 9 exons. Lineage: Eukaryota; Metazoa; Arthropoda; Insecta; Hemiptera; Cicadellidae. Bases 77 to 775 code for a protein of 232 amino acids. Gene Ontology annotation, molecular function: odorant binding. The record is from RefSeq and is a predicted model, not a curated record.
GGCCAGUAUAUAACUGUGGCCCGGUCACUGGGGCACCACAUUACACUGCAGUAGGUUACCUGUACGGAGCACAACCAUGUUUACACAACAGCUGGUACUUGCGCUCUUCGCUCUCGUAGCGGUCUCUGCCUACGACUUCGAGGACUCUAGGUUCAAUGAACUGCUAGCCGACCGAUUAGAAGACUGGGACUUCUCAGCCAGGGUACGCAGGGAAGUCUCCCCAGACGAUGAUGAUUCAGACAAGUUCCUCAAGUGCAAACACCACCAUGGCAAGACUUGUUGUGGAAAAGGACGCUGGCUCAAACAUUUCGGGGACAAGGACAAACAGGCUAUCUCGGACUGCUUCAAUGAUUUUGUCAGCAAACUGAAUGCUUCCGGUAUAUCAACUGGAGGUGAUCCAUUUUCCUGUGCAAGAGUCAAUCAGAUGAAAAUGAAAGUUAUUUGCACAACUGAGUGUGUGGCAAAGAAAGCAGAUUUGGUUGACGAAGAUGGUGCUUUGAAGCUGGAUAAGGCACUCAGCUACAUGGACAAGCUGGAGCUGGAAGACUGGCAGAAACCCAUUUUGGAGGAAGCGAUAAAGAAAUGUGCACCAACAGCCAACAAUACCCUGGUAUCCACACCCAAUACUGGAGACAUCAAAUGCAACCCGGUUUUACUGAGCCUACAGCAUUGUCUCUUCCAAGAGGUAGAAAAGAAUUGUCCUGAGGAUCAGAAAAAGACAGAUGGAAAAUGCAAGAAGUUGUUCGAGAAAAUAAAGGCUAAUAAUAGUUCAUAGUAAAGUUUUGGUACAAAUUAUUUAUUUUAUUAUAAUUGAUUGCUUUCCUCUUGCCUUACUUUGAUGUGAUAAAAUGUUAAAAAUAAACACUGUUAUUUAA